UAUUUUUUGUUUUCACCUACUUGGACGCCGUUCGUGCCAUUCAGACGUACUACGAAGUACAGUAGUUAUUACAGUAGUGCUUUCAUUUCGUGCAACAACAACACCAACGCAUGUCGAUCACUCGAUGGCUUUUCUAGCAAACUAGUSUAACGUACGUACGUACUCGUACCCUUGUGUAUCAAAACUAAUUGGAUACAGUUUACAAUUGCAUCAGUUUCGUUUUCGUAUCACCACCAUCAAAUUUCCAAAAUGGCUGGCAUCGUGACCGAAGCCUCCAUCCGCGCGAAAUGCAUUGAAGCUGAAUCAUUAAAAGAGAUUUCCCAUGUAGAAUGCGAAGUGCUCGGAAGCUGCGAUGGAGGAGCAAAGGUCACCGUGACUGUCGUGUCGACUGCGUUUGUGAAGCUUCCUCUCUUGAAGAGACACCGAUUGGUCAACGAGAUCUUUUCUGAAGAGCUCAAGAGCGAAUCAAUACAUGCCCUUUCUGUCAAGGCCUAUACGCCGGCACAAUACGAAGCGAAAAAAUAAAUGACGACGAGAAGAAAGAAAGUACUCUGAGUAGUAAUGAUGAGCAAAAUUGGCAUACUAUUAUCGCUUCAGAAGCUAGGACGGAUGCGGUACCACACUACAAAUGUCGACGUUUGUCGAGCUUAAUAAAAAUAGUUAGCUGCCGAGAUCAUUACGAAGAUGAAAAAAAGAAGUGAUAAUCGAAGCAAAUAUUCUAUCUCGUUUUUCAAAAGAGUGAAGAAAUGAUAGUAUUCAUUUUCCUAAAAGGAAUUAAUAUUAUGUUGUUCAAUCCACAAURAAGAAAAAUGAAGGAAGAAUACAUUGGUUGCUUGGUGGCUUAGCUAGUUGUUUCGAAUAUUAUUUGUCUUCUAGGUUUAUUUCUAUGUUUAUGUUGAUAUCGAACGGUGAAGAAUGGAUUCAAUUGUAUUGCUUAGCACAAAGAUUGAUGACGCAUGCGUUGGUUGCUAUGCCCAGCAACUUGCAAUCAGAGUUUUGGGAAUCUCCGAUGAUCUUGCAAGAAUCAUUUCCUCCACUUACGUAACUACCCUCGCUCGUAUAGUGCACAGUCUCUUGGUCUGUCGGACCCACAUAGCUGCAUUCUCCUUCUUUGACCUCAACAUGACUCGUUCUCGUUCCACCAUGAGCACUUCGUUUGAGAACAAAGUCGGCCCUGACUUCGGCAUCACAAUUGUUCACGGCAUAGACAGCAUACCUUGCUUUUUGCGAGGAUUCCGUUGACGGGCUGGCUGUUGGAGAAGGGCAGUUUUCUUCCAUGAAGGUGAUGUCUUUUGUAUGAAUUCCAUCCUUGCUACAGAUUCCUAAUUGACCAUCGCUGGCAUUGACUAUUUGAUAGGUACCGCCGUUGUCUUCGCAGCAGGUGACUGCUGGAGAUACCAUAGCUUGUACGCCGUGGAUGCUAACGAUGAGGGUAGCGGUAGUGAAAUAGAUAGUGACGAUAUUG
This is a messenger RNA of Pseudo-nitzschia multistriata, 1465 nucleotides long. The record is from the annotation of a GenBank genome assembly. NCBI's taxonomy places the organism in Eukaryota, Bacillariophyta, Bacillariophyceae, Bacillariales, Bacillariaceae.